CUUAUCUUAUUCCUCUUUCAGCAAAUAGGCGAGUCUCUGUCCAUUGGAAAUAGUUAUAAAAAUUGAUGAUGUUAUUCGCAAAUAGGUAUACGAAGGCAAAAGUUUAGAGGACAGUUAUACAAAUGCACGUGUUGCUAAAAAUGAUAUAUCAUUUCAAUUAAAAUUAAAUAUAAAGUAGUAAGGGGUUUAGAGGCAAUUAAUAAUUCAUAUAGAGGCAAAUAAUAAUGUAUCACUCGCGUUAUAGCAUAUUUUAAGGGGGCUUGCUAUUUGCCGCCAACCAAAUUGCUAUUUGCCGCCAACUAAAAAAAAAAAAAAAAGUAUAUAUAUAUACAUAGUAGGGUAAGGAGUUUCACAAUCUACAACAUAUCCAACUUUCAGAGAACAUAUUGAAUCAGAAAAAUUCAACGCUCGCCGGAAAAGUCGCCGGAAAAUCAUCGGGAAAGCCUAUCCUCGACAUAUACUGCGUACACGCAUCAAUGAAUCAUCACUAAGCAGGUGCGUAAUUUUUUUGUAGUUUCGAACAAUUUUUCCGACGAUUUGAAACGAACAGACGGUGGGCAGAAAAUUUCCGGCGGCCGGAACCUGGCCGGGCCGAAAAUUUCCGGUGGCCGGAACCUGGCCGAGCCGAAAAAUUCCGGCGGCCGGAACCAGGCUGAGCCGCAAGAUAUUUUCGGCCCGGCCAGGUUCCAGCCGCAAGAUAUUUUCGGCCCGGCCAGGUUCCAGCCACCGGAAAUUUUCGGCCCGGCCAGGUUCCGGCCGCCGGAAAUUUUCGGCCCGGCCAGGUUCCGGCCACCGGAAAUUUUCGGCCCAUAGUCUGUUUUUGCAAUUUUUCGGAAAAAUUCGAUUUUAGGAGUUGAAUUUAGAGUUUAGGAGUUGAAUUUAGCGUGUAAGAAUUGAAUUUAGAGUUUAGGAGUUGAAUUUAGCGGUUAAGAAUUGAAAUUAGCGUUUAGGUUCACAGGAAUAUUGAUAUAUUAUAUUGUAAUUGUAGGAAAAAUGUCAGAGUUGUUACCGGCCGAUCAUGAUUACACACAUGAAUUUGAGAAUGGGAUCCAUUAUGCAAGUGUGGAGUUAGCUGAGUUAGCUGCAAGAACAAUCGCUCAGCAGUGUGGGUUCUUUAUUGUUAGAGGAUCAUGGAAACCGAAUACUGCUGGACAGAAUCCUGUUACUGCCCUCUGUAUGUAUUGCGACAGAAGUAGUAGGAUCGUUAAGUCUUAUAAACCAGACCCUACGAAGGAGACGCGUGAGAAUAUUAGUUCGAAGGGUACUGGUUGCCAGUUUCAGAUAUGUAUAAAGGAAGUAUGGCAAAAGGAUGGUCCAAACACAUGGGUCAUGGUGGGAGUGACAAGUCGUGAAACCGGAGCUAAUAGAGGGUUUCACAACCAUGAAAAGGUGUUGUAUCCAGAACAUCACCGACACAACAAACAGUUUAGUGAGGCUGAAAAAGAGAGGUUAAGAUUAAUGAGGAAGGCGGGGGUGAGACCAAAUCAGCAGAAGACGACACUCAAUACUGAAGGGGGUGUGCAUCAUGAUAUCAAACAGAUGUACAACAUAAAUUCCAAGACAAGAUUGGAUGAGAUGGGUGAAAUGGAUGCGAUAUAGUUUGCGCUUCACGGAGCUGAACAUCGUGGGUACCAUAUCUGUUUGCAAAAGGAUUCUAAUAAUGUGCUCACUAAUCUGUUUUUUGCGCACCCGACGUCCAUUCAGAUGUUGCAUGCAUGGCCGUACGUCAUCCUCAUUGACUCGACCUACAAGACCAACAGGUACGGCUGGCCAUGGGUUGAGAUUAUUGGGGUUACUCCAGUGAAGAAGAAUUUCAACAUUGCAUGUGCAAUUAUUAAGCAGGAAACAAAGGAAACAUAUGAGUGGCUGCUGCGAUGUAUUAAAGGGUUGCUCGGUGAUACGGUUCCGAAUGUCAUUGUGACAGACAAAGAAGGUGGUUUGCUUGCUUCUAUUCCUGUGGUCUUCCCUCUCCCACAUACUGUCCACCUACUAUGUUUAUGGCACGUCAACAACUGUGUGAAGCAAAAGUUUGAAGUGUUACUUGGUGGAAUUACAAAAAGAGAGGUAGCACAUGCGGUAUGGAAGAAAUAUUUCGACAAAGCUGCAUGGAGUUGGACUCAGGAGGGUUUUCUUCAAAAGAUUAAUGAGUUUGAGAGGGUCUGGACAGUGAAGAACAAAAAAAUGGUCGACUACGUGCGAGGUGAGUGGUUGCCUCAUCAGACAAUGUGGGCAAUGUGCUACACGAACCAUGUGUUUCAUCUUGGUAACACGAGCUCGAAUAGAGUUGAGUCAUCUCACUCUUCAUUCAAGACUUUCCUUGUGUCUGGUAGAGGAGCGAUCGACACUUGUUUUGCGAAGAACCACAACUACAUGGAACAUCAGUUUCUGGAAGUGGUGAAUGAACUGCACAAGUCACUGAACCGCAAUCUGAGUAGGGCAAUUGAGGCUCCGUGCACGUUUUUGAGGAGGGUCGUUAGUUCUGAGGCAAUCAAACUGAUGUUAGAUGGGGCGGCGGAGUUGAAGGACAGUUGUGCGUGUCAUUCUCAGAUGACACAUGGGCUCAAGUGUGCUUGCCAGAUUGUUCAAGCUAAGGAAGAAGGACGUCAAUUCUAUGCUCAAGAGUUGCAUGUAUUUUGGCGGACUUUGGAUUAUAAAAACCCCCCACGUCAACAACAAGUCAGUGAUGAAAUUGAGCUUCAACGAGAACACUUUAGGCGUCUUACUGUUGAGGUGGAAGAAAGAGGUCCUGAAGCAGUGAGACAAGCAAGAGAUGCCCUAUUCUAUGGGCUUCAUCCAGCAGAGGACAAUGUGAGGGAACCGGAAGUGAAUGAGAAUCCGAGAGGACGCCCUAGAACAAGCACCAGUCGCAUUCGUUCAUAUUAUGAGCGGUCUCGUUCGAGGAGUACUGGGCCUGGUUCGAGUGGAGGUAGGGGGCGAUCGAGUGGAGGCAGAUCCCGAUCGAGUGGAGGCAGAUCCCGAUCGAGUGGAGGCAGAUCUCGAUCGAGUGGAGGUGAAUCCGACGAGCAUGAUACAGAUUACUCAUCCCAGAGCCCCCCAGGGCAAUAUUCUUACCCUUACAUCGAUGAGCUUUUUCUAGAGUUUGUUCGACCUUUGCUGGUAGGCGAUUUCAACCCUAGUCCAGACGGCCAUUGUGGUUUUAGGGCACUUUCUCAUUGUAUUUAUGGGGAUGAUAGUCACUAUCUGCUCAUGAGAUCGACGAUUGUCCAAGAAAUCCAACAACAUUUUUGGAAGUACGAGAACUUGUAUAAUGGUGGUCCACUAGCUCACAUUGACCGCAUCAAUUGGCUCGAGGCGGGUCACGCACCACCGGGGCGAUGGAUGGAUUCUGAGGACUUGUUCGUGUUUGCCACCAUCUACAACAUCGCAGUCAUGGUCUUCACAUACCAGGUGUUUGAUGUCAAUAAUGGAAACCGUCCACUACCCAACCGCUACGAUGAUGCCUAUACUGUAUUUCCUAUUGAUGCGGACCCAGGUACUUUGCCACCAACCAUGUUCUUAUCACUGCACUAUGUGAACAACCACUACAUUCGAUUGUACUUCAACCAGAAUCAGUUUCCUAUACCCCCUUUGCAUCCACUUUGGCAUGGGAUCACAAAUCCUAAUGUGGCGGAGUGGGGAGCUAUUCUCGAGGUUGGACAGAAUUUGUUUGCGAGCCUUGGUGGUCGGCAGCGAGCACGGCAGAGAGACCCCCGAAGAGCUAGGGGAAGGGGUAGGGGUAGGAGCAAUGCAUAGUGUCAUUAUGAACUUAUGGAUUU
Molecule: messenger RNA, 3776 nt
Organism: Linum trigynum
Lineage: Eukaryota; Viridiplantae; Streptophyta; Magnoliopsida; Malpighiales; Linaceae
Source: the annotation of a GenBank genome assembly